This is a messenger RNA of Sapajus apella (tufted capuchin), 1041 nucleotides long. Its product is annotated as melanoma-associated antigen B10-like. The record is from RefSeq and is a predicted model, not a curated record. NCBI's taxonomy places the organism in Eukaryota, Metazoa, Chordata, Mammalia, Primates, Cebidae. Gene Ontology annotation, cellular component: nucleus. Gene Ontology annotation, biological process: negative regulation of transcription by RNA polymerase II.
AUGCCUCGAGGUCAGAAGAGUAAACUCCGUGCCAGGGCAAAACGCUGUCAGGCCCGAGGAGGGCUGGAAGAUCUGUUAAGUGCUCUGGCCAUUUUAGAAGAGGAGGAAGAACAUCCCCUCUCCUCUUCUGUUUGUUUGAAGGAUGUCCAGCAUUCACUUGAUGGGACAUCCAACAAUCCCCAUGGACUUUCGGGAGCCCCAUCCACCAGUGCAUCUGCUACGGCUGUUUCACACACAAGACAUACCGAAGGUUUCAACAACCAAACGGAAGAAAGACCAAGAUGCACACAAGAUCCAGAAGCCACUGAUAACUUUCCCAGAGGCCUUCUAGGUGAGAAAGUAGUUAUGUUGGUGCAUUACUUGCUGUUCAAAUACCAAACGAAAGAGCCCAUUACAAAGGCAGAUAUGCUGAGAAAUGUAACCCAAAUGUCCAAGAGCCAAUUCCCUAUAAUUCUGAGCAGAGCUUCUGAGCACCUAGAGCUGAUCUUUGGUCUUGACCUGAAGGAAGUGGAGCCUAAUAAGCACAUCUAUGUUCUUGUCAACAAACUAGACCCGGGCUGUGAUGUAGGUUUCAGCGAUGAGCCAAGCGUGCCCAAGACUGGCCUGCUGAUGACUGUCCUGGGUAUUAUCUUCACAAAGGGUAAUUGCGCCACUGAGGAGCAAGUCUGGAAAGUGCUUAAUAUGAUGGGAUUACAUGACGGAAUUGAGCACAUCGUUUUUGGGGAGCCCAGGAAGCUCCUAACCAAAGAUUUGGUGAAAGAAAAUUACCUGGAGUACCAGCAAGUGCCCAAUAGUGAUCCUCCAUGCUAUCAAUUCCUAUGGGGCCCAAGAGCCCAUGCCGAAACCAGCAAGAUGAAAGUUCUUGAGUUUUUGGCCAAGAUAAAUAAUGCAGUUCCCAGUGACUUCUCGCCCUGGUAUACAGAGGCUUUGCAAGAUGAAGAAGAGAGAGCCAGAGCCAGAGUGGCAGCCAAGGCUCGCAUUACUGCCAUGGCCCAUGCACGUUCCAAGGUUAAGUCCAGCAACCCCUCCCAACUGCAGUAA